Messenger RNA from Beauveria bassiana ARSEF 2860, 1614 nucleotides. RefSeq names its product Major facilitator superfamily, general substrate transporter. The transcript has 2 exons. Gene Ontology annotation, molecular function: transmembrane transporter activity. Gene Ontology annotation, biological process: transmembrane transport. Bases 1 to 1614 code for a protein of 537 amino acids. Lineage: Eukaryota; Fungi; Ascomycota; Sordariomycetes; Hypocreales; Cordycipitaceae. The record is from RefSeq and is a predicted model, not a curated record.
AUGCCAACCGAGGUGUUACAAGAUGAAGAAAAAUUACAACCAAAUGAUGCCAAAUCAGUCAUUCAGCUGGAGGAAUACCCACCAGCAGCUAAGCGCAUCCUCAUAAUGAUUGCCUUGUAUCUAUCUAUAUUUCUAAUUACACUUGACCAAAACAUUAUUGCGACUGCGAUCCCCCGCAUUACCGACGAGUUCCAUUCCAUCAACGACAUUGGCUGGUAUGGAAGCGCCUACCUCCUGACCACCUGCAGCUUCCAGCUCCUCAUGGGCAAGGUCUACAAACAUUACCCUGCAAAGCCGCUUUUUCUCGCAGGUGUAUUGUUCUUUGAAGUCGGUUCUGCCGUUUGUGGCGCCGCCCCGAGCUCCGCUGCCUUUAUCAUUGGCCGCGCCGUCGCUGGCCUCGGGGCUUCAGGGCUGUUUUCCGGCCUCAUGGUCAUCAUGUUCCAUACCAUUCCGCUUCAGCAGCGGCCGCUAUGGCAGGGCGCUGCAGGAGCCUUAUUCGUUGUCGCCUCGGUUGUUGGACCAGUCGUCGGCGGAGCCUUCACCGAUAAUAUCACUUGGCGAUGGUGUUUCUACCUCAACCCCCCGAUUGGAGCUGUUUCUCUCCUUGUCACCAUUUUUCUUGUGCAUCUGCCGAACCAGAAGCUAGAGCCCGCCGCCGACACUCUUCUCGGCAAGAUCCAACAACUUGAUCCAAUCGGCAAUCUCGCCUUCUUCCCCGGAAUCAUCUGUCUCAUCCUCGCCUUGCAGUGGGGUGGCACGCGCUUCCCUUGGGACAGUGCCAGAAUAGUUGUGCUGCUUGUCGUUUGUGUUGUCCUCGUCGCGCUUUUCAUUGCUUUGCAAGCCUGGAAGAAAGAAAAGGCAACGGUGCCCCCUCGCAUCAUCAAACAGCGCAGCAUCGCCGCCGCCGUAUUCUUCUGCUUCUUCAAUGGGGCCGGUAUGAUGGUACUCAUGUACUACCUUCCCAUAUGGUUUCAGGCCAUCAAAGGCGCGUCGGCUGUGCAUUCGGGCCUCAUGCUACUACCCACUGUCCUGUCGGUCGCCGUAGCGUCCAUAAUCUCCGGCAUCAUCAUAUCCCGCGUGGGUUACUACGCGCCCUUCUACAUUGCCAGCUCCGUUCUAACUCCUAUUGGAGCUGGUCUCAUGUGUACCUUGACUCCAUCCACUGGAGAAGGCAUGUGGAUCGGCACGCAGAUUAUCUUUGGCUUUGGUCUCGGACUCGGCGCCCAACAGCAUCUAAACGUCGUGCAGACGGUUCUAGAGCGCUCUGAUAUUGCCAUGGGGUCGGCCGUCGUCAUGUUUGUGAGAUUUCUUGGCCCUGCAGUUUUUCUUCCUAUCGCGCAAAAUGUGUUCCUCAGUGACCUCGUGUCAAAUAUGAGUACACUUCCUGGAAUUGAUACCGACAAGAUCAUCAAAGGUGGCGCCACUGAGUUGCAAUCUUUGGUUUCUGGUCAUGAGCUUGAUAUUCUUCUUGCCUACUACAAUGCCGCUAUUAUAAAGGUCUUUUACAUUGUGGUCGGUACAUGUGCCGUCACAAUUAUCGCAAGUGUCUGUGUGGAGUGGCGUAGCCUAAAGGCCAAAGCGCAGACUAAAGCUGGGAAGCCAAUGCCUAAGUGA